Aedes aegypti (yellow fever mosquito) is the source of this 7501-nucleotide messenger RNA. It is a transcript of the gene Klp31E, whose product is annotated as kinesin-like protein KIF21B. The record is from RefSeq and is a predicted model, not a curated record. Gene Ontology annotation, biological process: mitotic spindle organization; microtubule-based movement. The transcript is spliced from 15 exons. Gene Ontology annotation, molecular function: microtubule motor activity; microtubule binding; ATP binding. The coding region runs from base 1136 to 5920 and encodes 1594 amino acids. NCBI's taxonomy places the organism in Eukaryota, Metazoa, Arthropoda, Insecta, Diptera, Culicidae.
ACUUUGCUUGCUCAGUCAACAGAAAACAUUCGCGAUCGACGGACGGACGGUUCUUCGCUGUUCGGUUUCGCAGUUUGUGGCGUCUAUCCGUGGCUCUUUUUUGGUGUUCUUCGACAUUUUUUUUUUCUCUAGUUUUCUUUUGUGGUUGGUUGGUGACCUCUCGAGAAGACGGCAGCGCACUUCUUGGAGUUGAAAUUGAUUUUGCUUUUGCGUGGUUCGGAAAAUUAUCGUGUGCAGUGCUUGGAUAAAAUAAAUUCACUAUUUUCGGUCGCGGCGUGAGAAAACCUUCGAGUGGUGCAAAUUGAUGAAUGAAAAAAUCGUGCAGUAAAGCGAGUAAAGCAGCAGGUUCGGUGAAGACGGAAAACGAAGAGAAUGGAAACAUGCGAAAAUCGAUUGCUUCGAUCGCUUGAUUUCACAUCAGAGGGGGAACUUGCAUGAAAGUAAAUAAAAACAAUUUUCAUUGUGCAUUUCGGUAGGCAAAAGUGACAGUUUGCUGCAUUCAGGGAAGAGUCGAAUUUCGCGUGAUAAAAACUUGGUAUUUUCCUUUUCCGGAAGCUUUCUUUUUUGGCCUGUGCGCUCGAGUUUUUCUACUUUAAACAUUGUGAAUUAAAUUACCUAUUUCUGUGUUCUAUUACUAGUGAUAUCAAAUUGUGAAAACCACAUCAAAUUUAUUCACUGCCUUCGGGUACACAUUUCCAAAACCAAAGCGUAAAUUGAAUGGUGGUGCUCCUAAAUACAAUGGCGAAGUGAAUUAAUCGGAAGCAGAAUAUAGAUAACUACGCCUGGGUGUGAAUUUGUGAAUGGAUUCUGGAAUCGGCGUCCGUCAUCAUUUUGGAGAUUGGGAUUUAGAUACAAGUCGUGUUGGAUAUCAUUAAUAACUCCGGAUUAGCAUAAAAAUUGGAACGCAAAACAACACCAACCAGAGGCCAGAGGCGGCAGCGAGUUGAGACCGAGAGAAAUCCAUCAGAUUUGUGUGCCGCAUGUGAAGGGGGAUAUCCAAAAGUGUGAUCGGUAUUAGGGGUUAUUGUUCUUAUCCGGGAAAUACCGUCGGAUGAAUAAAUUUCUUUUUCUCGGGAAGCAAGCAUAGCGAGAGAACGGCCGAUACGAAGGGCGAACCUUCCUCAGAGGUGGCAAGAUGUCAGACGACGAUAAGGAAUCCUCGGUUCGGGUUGCCGUCAGAAUCCGCCCUCAAAUACCACGUGAGCUGAUAGAUAUGUGCCGGGUGUGCACCCAAGUCACACCCGGUGAACCCCAGGUCUAUCUGGGGUCCGAUAAGGCCUUCACCUUCGAUUAUGUGUUCGACGUAAACUCAACACAGGUUUCCGUAUAUGCCAGCUGUGUCGAGAAAUUGGUAGAAGGCGCACUGAAAGGUUACAAUGCAACGGUGCUGGCCUACGGACAGACUGGUUCGGGCAAAACCUACACAAUGGGAACCGGCUUCGAGCGGGACAUUCCGGAACUGCAAGAGGGCAUAAUCCCACGUGCGGUUCGGCAUCUCUUCGAGGGCAUUGCACAGCUGCAGGAAAGCCCAUACGAUGAGGACGGGGUCUACCUGGGAUCGUUGCAGUUCAGCGUGGCGGCACAGUUCAUGGAGCUGUACAACGAGGAAAUCAUCGACCUGCUCGAUCCCUACAGUAAGGGCCGCCUUUUCAAAAUACACGAAGACGCCAGCGGGGGCAUUUCGGUAGCCGGUGCAACCAUACAGCCCCUCACCGGUCCACAGGAUGCGUUACGUUGUCUGCAGCAAGGUGCACUGGCUCGCACAACCGCUUCCACCCAGAUGAACGAACAAUCGUCCCGCAGUCAUGCUCUCUUCACAAUCCUCAUCCGUCGGCAGCGGGUAAUGAGUGCCGAGGAAAGUGGCAACCCGGAGGGGGACCUGGAAACGCUCACAUCAAAGUUCCACUUUGUGGACCUGGCCGGUUCGGAGCGGCUCAAACGAACCGGCGCAACCGGAGAAAGAGCCCGCGAAGGAAUCUCAAUCAACUGUGGCCUGCUGGCACUGGGCAACGUAAUAUCGGCUCUGGGCGACAAAGCCAAAAAAGUUUCACACGUUCCCUAUCGGGACUCGAAGCUGACUCGACUGCUGCAGGAUUCGUUGGGUGGAAACAGUCAGACCAUCAUGAUUGCCUGCGUAUCACCGAGUGAUCGUGACUUUAUGGAGACGCUCAACACGCUCAAGUACGCCAACCGGGCGCGCAACAUCAAAAACAAAGUACAAAUCAACCAGGACCAGAGUUCGCGUACGAUCUCACAGCUGAGGCGUGAAAUCGCUGCCUUGCAGCUGGAGCUGGUCGAGUACAAGCAGGGCAAACGCAGCGUCGACGCCGAAGGCAAUGCUGCCAUUUCAGACACCUUUCUGGAAAACGCAAUGCUCAUGCAAGACAACAAGCGUUUGCAGCAGCGCUUGAAAGCCAUGCAGGAAACUAUCAACACCCUGACGGAGAAAAAUGCCACCCUGCAGGCACAGCAAGCGCUUUUCGGGUGGUCUUCGGGCAGUACCGGUGGAGGAAGUGUCGAACAGGGUGAGGAUGGAGUGGGCGGUGAAAGCGCUAUGCAGCAGUUAGUUGCCGGCUACAUCAGCGAGAUUGAGAAACUCAAAGCAAAGCUGAUCGAAUCCGAACAGAUGUUCCAACAGUUGAAGAAAGCGCAAAUCAGUUCGUCCAAACUGGGGCUGAAGAGUACCUACUCGUUCAUCGAAGACUCGACGGAAACGGUUAUCAAUAUGGCGAAACGAGAGCUCGAGAAAGAACGGGAACUGCUGAUGUCCCGGUCGCUCCCCGGAUUAGAAAACGACAGCAGCAAUCAAAGCCUGGAGGAUGGAUCGGAAAGUGAUUCGGAUACGGAAUCCGACGAUAAAACUGGAGAGUUGCAAGCGGAGAUUAAUGAUAUUAGUUCAGAUAUUGAAAUCAAAUCCAAACUGAUUGAACAGUUGGAACUGUCACAGCAGCGUAUGCAGGUCAUGCGACAGCAAUAUGAAGACAAGCUGAAUGUGUUAAAUGCUAAGAUUGUCAAUACGCAGAAAGAGCGUGAUCAGGUGCUAGCCAAUAUGAGUGGAUCAGGAAUCGUGGUAGGAAGUGCACAAACUGACCGUAUCAGGAAGGUAAAGGAAGAGUAUGAGCGAAAGUUAUCGGAUAUGCAGAAGGAACUGAAAAAGUUGCAAAUGGCACAAAGAGAGCACAUGAGACAGCAACGGGAACUGCAAGCACAAGAUGCGCAGUUGAAAACGCUGCGUGGGGAACUGAGCGAGCUGAAGCAAAUCAAGAUUCGAUUGAUGAAGAAGAUACACGAAGAGAACAAUCGGCACAAAGAGUUAGAGAGUAGGAAGACCCGCGAAAUUGCACAACUCAGAAAGGAGAGCAGAAAGCAAGUGAACAUGAUUAAAUCACUUCAAGCUCAGGGAGCGGCGAAGGAUCAAGUUUUGAAGAGAAAAACGGAAGAAGUUUCCAAUUUGAGGAAGACACAGCGUGGAAUGAUGAGCAUGAAAGCGGCUGGGCGAUUCCCAGUGAAGAAGUCAGUUGCCGCUCAGAAUACAAAGAAUCUCAAGGCUAAAUGGGACUCUCUACAAAGAACUAUAACUCGAGCAGCAAGAAGUAGGCAGGCAGUGCUGGAGUUGGAACGAGAACUGGAACGGUUAUUACUGGAACGGGACGGUUUGAGUCGAGAUUUGGCGAAUAUUCGGACCAGACAGCGACAUGCAGACACAGCAGAACUUAUUUCCGAGGAGGACACCAUAAUGGCGAACAUGAAUUAUAUUCAGGAGAACAUCACUCAGAUCCAGCAUUCCAUAAUGGAACUGGAAGAGGGCAAAGAAUCUGCUGCCGAACAGCUACAGUUGCAGAAUAUUCUGGAGAACAUCCGUUCGGUGGAAGAGGCUAAGUUUAUUCUGGAGAAGUUGUGCGGGACAUCUGUUGCACAAGUGUGCGAGGCUGCUCUAACGCAAACUCGGUUGAAGGAAAGGGAAGCUUUGCUAAAUGAAGUUCAACAGGACAGCAGUAUUCAACAGCAACUGUUGCAGCAUAUUCUUGCAAGGACACCUGCAGCAACACUGUCCGACACUAGCUUCAGUUCGGGCCAGUCGCAUCAUUCGAACAUGGUGAACACAAUGCUGCAAGCAGCUGCGUUAUCCAACGGAAUCUCAUCUGUCUAUGAUGAUCGAGCGGAAACCACAGAAAAUCAACCCUACGUAAUCAAUUCCAUUACCAGGAGUCCAUCGCCUAGUAGCAGUGCGGAAUUCGAUAACGAUAACAUUGUCACCUACAGAAACUCCUCCAAGCUAAGACGAAGGCCCACUGUUACUGCUGGUCAGGAUUCGCUGUCGUACGGUGGCGGACCGGAUCUGUCCGGUUCUCCUACUGCCACCGGCAGCAAGCUUGAGAAAGUGGGUAUUUGUAUUUAUCUUGAGGAUUCGGCAGAUGACGAUGACACGAUGAAACAUUCUCCGCAGGAUGAGAAUGGCGGAUACGUUGGUGGGAUGUCGGGUGGAAUGACCCGAUCCUACACCGCAGCCUCGUCCAGUGAUGCCCCAUCGCAUCUUCCGGUGGUGCAGAGCAAUAGCACCGCUGCAGCUCCAGUUCGUACCUUUGUACCGCUAUCACGGGUACCCAGUGCACCCGGAUCGUUAAAAGGCCUUCAACCAGUGCCAAACAUAUCGCGCCAAAACAGCACCGCAUCGCCGCUGUUGGCUCGUAAAUCGUUCGAACCGAGUACCGUUGCGCCCCCUUCGCCCCGAAUCUCCAGAAGACCGUUCCCCAGCAAGGCAUCACCGGGAAUUGAGGAUGCUAACGAUGUUCCCACCUCGCCACCGGUGUACCGGCGGGGAACUUCACGGGAAGACACCGGAGGAGAUGUGUUUUCGCGACUUGGUGCAGGCACCCAGGAUCCUUCGCCCGGGGGCAACAUCAAGGAGUACAUGGGAAAGUUGAAGGCUGGUUCUCCACUAAUCUGUACUCACAUUGUCGAAGGCCACAGCAAUUCCGUUCUCUCCAUCAAGGUGUCCAAUCAGACACUCUUCACUGCGGCGGCUGAUCGUACCGUCAAAGUGUGGGAUCUACGUAGCGGCUCGACGCCGCACUGCCUCACUGGCCACUUGGGACCAGUCGCCGCAGUAGAGUGCGAUCCAACCAACAAUCUGCUGUUCUCCGCAUCGGGAGCGUUCAUGAAAGUUUGGGACCUCAGGGAUAGCAACAUUCGGCCAAUUAUAACCUUAUGUUCCUCAGGAUCGGUUCUUCCGGCAAAUGCGUCACUCUCGGACCUGAUUCCCGGCGAGUGUUCAAUCACAGCGCUCAAGCUUGGUGCGUCCGGGAAGCUGUAUACCGCCGCGUCGGAUAAAGUUCGCAUAUGGGAUCUGCGGACAUUUUCGUGCCUCGGGAGACUCUCCGGUGGACAUCAGGCGGCUGUUAUGUGUCUUACCGCUUGGGAGGGUCCCAACAAUACUGACCUCGUGGCAACCGGUUCCAAAGACCACUACGUCAAGGUGUUCGAGGUCAAUGCCAGCGGUGGCAACGUUCCCCCGCUGCUUAACCUGGAACCCCCGCAUUACGACGGAGUACAGGCACUGGCGGUGGCAAAAGAUGCCACCGGAGUCGACGCCGAGCUGUUUUCCGGGAGUAGAGACUCCGGCAUUAAAAGGUGGGACCUGCGCACCGGAGAGCUCAAACAGUCGCUCAACAACGCCCACAAAGGCUGGGUCUCCGGAAUGGCCAUCUAUGGCGACAUUCUGCUGUCUAGCUGUCGUGGUGGCGUUAUUCGCCUAUGGAAUGUUAAAAAUUGUGAUAGUCUAGCGGAGAUGAAGACCGACCAGUCAAUUAACGACAUCGUCACCAGCGACAACCGAGUCUUCACGGCUUCGAAUGACGGUAAGGUCCGCGUUUGGCGCGUAUCAUCCACCAUCCGGCGGUUGAGCGCCGAGAACAGAUGACGCCAGAGUACGGAAGCGAUGUUGGAUCGAAUGUACUACAACUACAGCAUGCGUAACAUUCACUCCGCAUCGACUUCCGUCUCCGGUGUCAACCCAUCCGCCGGAGGAGAACCCAUGACCCAGCAGGACAGGAGAAGACUCAUGUCCACGUCGGCAACAACAGGAUCAGCUUCGUCGUCGGUAUCGCCAACGCACCAAGGUGCAGGUCCUGGGAGAACGUCCAACCUGUCUUCCCACUCGUUCAACUCACCAAACUCGUCUACGUCCAUACGCAAUAGUAGACUCUACAGGAGUCUGAAUCACAACUAUCUAGGUAUACUAAGCAGGGUUAACAGCAGGCGGUAGUAGAAACCAGCUUAAGGUUUUAGAUGCCCUUUGCAUAGCAAAAAGACUCGAAUUUCGCAGAAGCGGAACCACCGUCAAACAGUCAUUUAUAUUACUAACAGAGUGUCGUGUCUGUUUGUCCGUGAACACACGUUCGCCAAUUAGAUAGACUUAUUAGCUGCGUAGGAGACUGAAAAGACAUUGACAUGUAGUGUACUAAUGCAGAGUUUUAGUAAAACAGGGUUUCAAUCGACUUCCAUCGGGCGUUUGCAACAAUAACUAAGUUUAUAGCAAUCAAUACAUAGCUUUAAUCGUCGGUCGAUUGUCUUCUGCUCUCCUUUGCAAUAGAAGAAGCAGCAGCAGGCCUACAAGGAGACAAUACUUGCCUUCAAUCCCACAAUCCGUGGAGAAUCACACAUGAACAAUAUAAGCCUCACCAUUGACAAGAAAUAGUCGUACAGUAGAAGCUAAUCAAACAGGAAUAAUACUUCCCUGACCCUACUUUUUCAGUUCCCAGUUAUAACAGUUUCAGUAUUUUACCACUUGUUUUCCAUUCCCCCCGUAAUAUCGUCUUACCUAAUUUUACUCCGCACAUGAGUAAAUCUUAUUAAACGAAUAACAGGCCCAAAAUCGAUUGGUUGUGAUGUAGAUGUAAGAGAGAUUGUGUAAAAGUAUAUAUAUUUUUUAAAUCAUCAUUUAUUCAUCAUCAGUUCUUAUGCAAAUCACUAGCUAUUAAAAAAUAUUAUGAUUUUAGUUGUUAAUCAGUAUUUUAAAUUAGCUUACACCCAUUUUUGGUUUGGCUGAAAGCUACUGCCGAUUGUACUUAUUACUGUAUGUUCAGUUUGAUAGGCUUAAGGUAACACAACUAUGCCGAAAAAAACCGACACUUUUUCCGGCGAAAGUAUUCUACUUAAUCUCAAUGUAUUGAUUUGAUGUUCAUAUUUCUAAAAUUGUGCGGUAAAAUAUAGUUUGUUUUGAUUUUGCAUCUUUAGUAUUUUCGUAACCUCCUUAGGCAUAUCUGUAAGAGAAGAACAAGAGUUUGAAUUAAUCACAAAAUACAAACGAAUAAAUCUGAUGUUAUAACAGGUUUUAUGCGUAAUCAUGAAAUUAACUACUUACGAGGAUGAACAAAAAAAAAAGAACAACAAAAUAUAGCGUGUUUUAAAACAAGAAAAGCUAACCUUUAGACAUUAGCCAGUUGAGGUAAUGAACAAACAGUAUGCCGCAAAUAAAUGGCUUGCUCAAUACUUAACGUGA